Messenger RNA from Aspergillus nomiae NRRL 13137, 546 nucleotides. RefSeq lists its product as uncharacterized. Bases 1 to 546 code for a protein of 181 amino acids. The record is from RefSeq and is a predicted model, not a curated record. Gene Ontology annotation, biological process: phospholipid biosynthetic process. Lineage: Eukaryota; Fungi; Ascomycota; Eurotiomycetes; Eurotiales; Aspergillaceae. The transcript is spliced from 3 exons. Gene Ontology annotation, molecular function: phosphatidylserine decarboxylase activity.
AUGGGCGCAACGUACAAUCACGGAGAGUUAUCGCUGGGAACGUGGAAAGACUUAAUUCGAACACGGAUCCCAGCUGGCUUUCCUACUGGCUUGUUCUUGGGCACACCUCAGUCCGCUGCCUCUGUAUACUCUUUCUAUCGAAACGAAAAGUGUAACCAGGAGGCGGGUCUCUGGGCGGAACCCAAGUCCGGGUGGGUGUCGUUCAAUGAUUGGUUUGCUCAGGAGUGUAAGGAUAUCGACACGACUCGUCCGCUCGCGGGGCCGAAUGACGAAAAGCUCGUUAACGAGACGUCCAUGCCUGUUUUCCUAGGCCCUACCGACUACCACCGUCAGCAUGCGCCCAUGGGCGGCGAGACCAUCGAGGUCAACAAUACCCAGGACCAAGUCUACCUCCAGGUUGCUGCCAAGAAUGGCCACCUGUCCGGCCACCGGAGGCUGGUCUGGAACCCGUAUAUGAUCACGAGACGCAGAGAAAAGCUCAAGGGUGGCCAUGAUUUUUACGAUCUGGACGCUCCGGACAAUGCCGGGUCAUGCCAAGAAGGGUGA